Molecule: messenger RNA, 433 nt
Organism: Coturnix japonica (Japanese quail)
Lineage: Eukaryota; Metazoa; Chordata; Aves; Galliformes; Phasianidae
Source: RefSeq, a predicted model, not a curated record
UAUGGGGUGUCCAUCUGCAACUACUGGAACGACCCACAUCAUCGGGAUCUGUACCUCAACAGCAGCGACUUCCUGGCCCCACUGAAUGACGAGCGCCUGCACCCCAAUGCAUCGGCCUGGAAGCAGAACCUGCUGCGCAUCCGGAACCUCGUCCUCAUCGGGGGCCCCGACGACGGCGUCAUCACCCCAUGGCAGUCCAGCCUUUUUGGGUUCUAUGAUGCCAACGAGACGGUGCAGGACAUGAGAUCCCAGCAGGUUUACCUGGCCGACACGUUUGGGCUGAAGACUUUGGACGGCCGUGGGGCGCUGUGGGGCUGCGUGGUGCCGGGUGUGGGGCACACGGGGUGGCACAACCACCGCGGGGUCUACGAGCGCUGCAUCCGCCCAUGGCUCACGUAGCGCUAUGGGGCUGGGGGGGGGUAUAGGGAUAUGG